Messenger RNA from Strongylus vulgaris, 309 nucleotides. Lineage: Eukaryota; Metazoa; Nematoda; Chromadorea; Rhabditida; Strongylidae. The record is from the annotation of a GenBank genome assembly.
AUGCCGGCUGUUGCUUCAAUAUCAGAAAUUUCUGGAGCGACUGUGUUGACUGUAGCAUCCGGUGAAGCUAGCAGCAUUGAAGACGUGGAAAACCUGCUUACAAAUAAACCGGAACCUCUUCAUGUUUCCGGAAAAAUAUACCUUGCGAACGAAGAGGAAGUGGUUCUGAAAGAUUCUUUUCUACGGUACUCCGGCAACGGUUUUAAUAUUAACAUCGGCAAAACGGUUCUGACCAUUGAAGACGCCAAAUGGGAAGUACGUGGAAUUGUAUUCGUAGAUUGUCUCUACGCUACGCUUCCAUUGCAGUGA